UAGGUCACCAGGAAGCAGAAGCACAGACCAAUCAGAGGAGACAGCUAGUCACACCUGCUGUUAAUCAGUCUCUCCUCCAGCUCCUGAGUCACUUUCUGGAGAUCCUUUGUUUGGCACACAUGUGCUGUGACUGGUGACUCUGUUCUGUGUGUAUUGUGGCUGGUGGGAACCCCCAUUCAACGGUGUGGCUGAAAUGCUGGGAGUUCACUUUAGAUGGUGAUAUGGUUUGUGGUUGCACAUUGAAUUAGUGUGGUGUGUUUAUUUGAAGUGUUGGGUUUAUAUUUAUUUUGAAUAUCUAGUAUACUCCCAGUGUCCUAGGCAGUGGAUGGUUGGUUUCCCAGUCGUGAUAUGACUGUCUGUCCUCUUGUCUUUUCUUGACUGUGUUUUAUAGAGUUUUAAAUAUUGUAAAAUAAAUGGCAUGUGUUUGACCCACACUGACUGUUGUGGCCUCCUUAAUUGAAGCCCCUGUGCAUGUUCAAUCAAUCCAUAAGGUUACAUUUGGCGUUGUCGGCAGGAUUGAGAAACAGUCAGUGUGUGGUACAUGUCAUAGUUUAGUUUUUUUGGUUUGAUAAAAUAUUAAACGGCAGUCGGUGCAGAAGACUGAAGGGGUCAUCAAGGCUGGUUCAUCACCCCAAGGCGCAGAAGAUGCUGUAAUCCCACUUCUUCCUUGGGUUGUAAAGAGUGGUUAAAAUGAGUGAAACUGAGGAACAAUUAGCAGCCCUGCGUGAGCAGCUCAGAGCCCUUCAAGUUGAAAAUGGACUUUUAAAAGAAGUUGCCAGUAACUCAUACGCCUCUAGUGCCCCUGCUUCUGCCCCCAGAAUUGACAGAACUGUUUAUGUCCCACGUGAAAGGAGGUGCCCAAAGUUUUAUGGUGAUCAAGACCAACCUGAUAGCAUUGGCUUGGAGGAUUGGGUGGAGGAAGUUGAAGCCUGUCUGGAAGGGCGCCAAUUCUCUAACAGAGAAAAAGCUAUUUUCCUCCUUGAUCAUCUGGGAGGUGAACCACGGAGUGAGAUCAAGCACAGACCACGUAGAGAAAGAGAGGACCCUCAAAAGAUCAUUGACAUUUUACAAUUACUGUAUGGUGGUAAAAAGCCCUUGGUUGUACUGCAGCAAAGGUUCUAUGAACGUAGACAGCAGGAGGGGGAGUCACUGAGACAGUUUUCUCAUGCAUUAAUGUCAUUAAUGAAUGCUGUUCUUGAUAACGAUCCAGAUGCAGUUCCGAACUCAGAGGUGGCCCUGAGAGACCAGUUUGUGGAACGCGUCCGGGAUGCAACGUUACGGCACCACCUGCGGGAAGUGGUGAGAGGUAAACCCGGAAUGUCACUGAUCGAAAUCCGAGAAGAAGCUAUCAGAUGGGGUGAGGAUUUUGAUAAAGGGAGCAAUUUCCAUUCCUCCCAGUGCAAUGUUACACGAGCUGACAUAACUGCCACAUCAGUGCAAGAGCCAAAACAGUCUCCAGAGGUUCUGGCCAUCGCAGAACUAAUAAAGAAUCAACAGACUCAAAUUUCCUCUUUAACACAACAGUUUCCCUGCAGUCAAUGUUUGAGCAGACCACAGCCAAAUUCAGAAAGGAACAAAAGUGCCUACGUUGUAAUAAACCAGGUCACAUUGCUCGAUAUUGUCGCCAGCCCAUGCCCACGACUUUGA
This is a messenger RNA of Centropristis striata (black sea bass), 1647 nucleotides long. RefSeq lists its product as uncharacterized. Lineage: Eukaryota; Metazoa; Chordata; Actinopteri; Perciformes; Serranidae. The transcript is spliced from 2 exons. The coding region runs from base 691 to 1647 and encodes 318 amino acids. The record is from RefSeq and is a predicted model, not a curated record.